This is a messenger RNA of Cornus florida, 1199 nucleotides long. RefSeq lists its product as uncharacterized. The transcript has 5 exons. Bases 193 to 1059 code for a protein of 288 amino acids. NCBI's taxonomy places the organism in Eukaryota, Viridiplantae, Streptophyta, Magnoliopsida, Cornales, Cornaceae. The record is from RefSeq and is a predicted model, not a curated record.
GAUUCACAAAGGCAACUCCAUUUCCUUCUCCUUCCUUCCAACCUCUCUUCCUUCUUUCAGUCCUUCACGCACACACCAUCUCCAAUUUCUCUAUCUCACACCAACUACAUAAAAAUAUAUAUAUAUAUAUAUAUAAUUGAAAUAUAGCUCUGUCCUUCACCAUCAUAUCAAAGACAUACUUAACACCUCUCAAUGGAUUCUCUCUCAUCGGUCUCGCCUUCUCUCGUUCUCCCUCCCAGUAAUCCCCUCCGCCACCACCGCCGUCGCCGAAUCUCCGUCUCCUCUCACCUAAUACGCCACCGUCCCUCUUCUCUCUCCUCCUUCGUUAGCCUCCCCUACUCCCCUGAAUCUCCCAGGAGGAGGCUCGCUGAAUUCUCUUGCAAAUCGGCCUCCCGAGGAGUGUCCGGAGAACAAGAAGGAGAUGGAGAGGGUGAGGGCGAGGACUACAGGAAAGAGGAUUUGGAGAGGGCACUUCGCUUGGACGGGACGAUUCCGGGCACUUCGGAUGAGUUCGUCAAGCGAGUCUCGUCCCGCGCUUACGAUAUGCGUAGACACCUCCAGCAAUCAUUUGCUAGCAGCAGCUACGAUGUGCUAGAGGCUAACCCGUGGAGAGAGUCUCCAAAGCCUGUAUAUGUACUAACACAAAGGGAAAACCAAUUAUGCACAAUGAAAACUCGAAGAAAUCGCAGUGAAGUUGAAAGAGAGCUUGGGUUAUUGUUUUCCAAAGGAGGGAAGUGGAGAUCUGGAAUUGGAAAUCAGGCCAAGCAGUCGGGGACUAGCACAAAGUUUCAGAUGCUUGUUGAGGAUGUCAGGGAGGGAGUCCUUGUGUUUGAAGAUGAGAACGAAGCUGCAAAAUAUUGCGACCUACUUGAGGGAGGAGGUCAAGGUUGUGAAGGUGUUGCAGAGUUGGAAGCCUCCUCGGUAUUUGAUAUUUGUCAUAAAAUGAGGGCUCUUGCGGUUUUGUUUCGUCGAGGGAGGACACCUCCUCUACCAGAAAGCCUGAAGCAGAAUCUGAGAGCACGCAAACGGUCCCUUGAAGACAAAGAGGACUUAAAAUGAAGCGCGGACUAAAUUGUACGAGAAUUUGUGUUGUCAAAGCCAAAAUUGAUGUAUUUAGCACCCUAAUAUAGUUUUUUUUUUUUUGGGUUUAAUAGGGUAAAUUACAAUAUUUUAGUAAUAAAUACAAUCCAAUUUCUAAA